Messenger RNA from Alosa sapidissima (American shad), 1267 nucleotides. RefSeq names its product transcription factor Adf-1-like. Bases 80 to 808 code for a protein of 242 amino acids. The record is from RefSeq and is a predicted model, not a curated record. Gene Ontology annotation, molecular function: DNA binding. Lineage: Eukaryota; Metazoa; Chordata; Actinopteri; Clupeiformes; Clupeidae. The transcript is spliced from 2 exons. Gene Ontology annotation, biological process: regulation of transcription by RNA polymerase II. Gene Ontology annotation, cellular component: transcription regulator complex; nucleus.
ACAGACAGCGGGAGGCGUUUAAAAAGGCAAUUAAAGCGGUAGGCCAUGUUUGAUUGUAGAGAAUUUAAAAUACCCGAAAAUGGAAGAAAAACUGAUCGUAGCUGUCUGCAGUCACCCUGUUCUAUAUGAUCAGACGUUAUUCAUCUACAGAGACCUCAACAUGCAAGCCCAAGCAUGGAGAGAGGUGGCCGAGGCUGUGGGCGUGGAUGAGGAAACAUGCAAGUGCCGGUGGCGCACCCUCAGGGACCGCUUCAAACGGAAGCGGAACAAAGAGAAAGAGCACAGGAGAAGUGGGGCACGGUCUGUGAUGGUCAAGCCCUGGAAAUAUACGUCCAUCAUGGGGUUCUUAACCACAUUUGUUGCUGACCGGGAAACCUCCAGCAACAUCCCCCGCAGACAUCAGCCAUCAGAGGGGUGCUCUUCCUCCACUGCCCCCCUACAUUCCCAGCAACAACAGACACCCACCAGCAUCAGCCAGGAGCCAACUCGGCCCCAGCCAACACAAGGUUGCCACAGGGCGUCGGGUCAUUCCCCAUCCUUCAUUGGCCAAGAACAACAACAUGGGGUAGCAGAGGGAGAGGACAUGAGACAAGGCCGAAAGCGCCGGGGGAAGGAGAUGACCGCAUUUGAGAGGGGGCUACUGGCUGCCAUCUCCCCCAUGUCAGCCUGUGUGGCCUCCCCACCUCAACCAUCUCCAUCUCCUUCUCCACCUCCUCCUCCACCACCUCCUCCGCCCCACCAGGAGGAUGAAGAUGAGGCUUUCUUCAGAAGCCUCCUUCCCUCCAUGCGGAGAAUGUCAAUCGCCUGAAGGGGCGAGAGUGCGUUUCCAGAUGCACCAGCUGGUCUAUGCAGCUGAUCUGGAGGAGGAAGGCCUGUAAUGUCCUGUUUUCCCAUCCUCCAUUUGUGUUUGUUUAGCAUGUGCACAAUAGUUGUCACAAACACUUCACACUUCUCACAAAGUCACUAUACCACAACAUGUAUACAAUAGUUGUCACAUAGUCACUAUACCACAACAUGUAUACAAUAGUUGUCACAUAGUCACUAUACCACAACAUGUACAUAAUAGUUGUCACAAACACUUUACACUUCUCACAAACAGUCACUAAACCACAACAUGUGUACAAUAAAGGGAUUCAGGUGACCUUAUGUCUGUUCAGCGUUUUCAAUUAGACAGUAGCACCACUCAGAAGUUUGAACACACCAUGUCAUUCAACUCUUGGCCCCGUAUUUCUACAGAAUUUCAGUAUUUGUACAGACUCCAACAAUG